Messenger RNA from Gorilla gorilla gorilla (western lowland gorilla), 5407 nucleotides. RefSeq names its product kinesin family member 18B (gene KIF18B). The transcript is spliced from 15 exons. Gene Ontology annotation, biological process: microtubule-based movement. The record is from RefSeq and is a predicted model, not a curated record. Bases 1244 to 3715 code for a protein of 823 amino acids. Gene Ontology annotation, molecular function: microtubule motor activity; ATP binding; microtubule binding. NCBI's taxonomy places the organism in Eukaryota, Metazoa, Chordata, Mammalia, Primates, Hominidae.
CCUGGCCCACGGCGGAACCGACCGCGCGAACGCCUGCUCUCAGGUCUCGGACGCGCAGACCCAGCUGCUCCGGGCGGGGGGCCUGUGCCAGGCCUCUUUUGUGCUGGACGUCAAGGUGCGGCGCGGAGAACGAGCUUUGCUGCCGCCCCGGCAGGCUCUGUCUGCAUGGACCCCUUUAAACUGGGCGGGAAGCGGAGCGCUUCCUUACACACCCGUACGGGUGGUCAGGACCCCUCCGCUCAUCUAUGCUGGACCUAGACUGGGCCUGCACAUCUGCCACCGGGGCCUGGCCCUCUGUACGUCGGCCCCGUGAAAGGUCCUCCUGCUCGCGAGUGAGGAAGAAUUGGGCUCUUCUGCACGCUACAACUAAAGUCCUGGGACUCCCUGCAUGUCAGUGAGGAGUAUGUAAGCCCCUCUCCACCCAUCUACUGAACUGAUUGCAGAGCUGCACGUGCCGGUGGCUCUGGCACGCAGUAAAUUUUUUUUUUUUUUUUUUGGAGAUGGAGUCUCUCUGUCUCCCAGGCUGGAGUGCAAUGGCGCGAUCUUGGCUCACUGCAACCUCCGCCUCCCGGGUUCAAGCGAUUCUCCUACCUCAGCCUUCCGAGUAGCCGGGAUUAAAGGCGCCCACCACCACACUCAGCUAAUUUUUGUAUUUUUAGUAGAGACAGGGUUGGCCGGGCUGGUCUCGAACUUCUGACUCAGGCGAUCCGCCGCUUCGGCCUCCCAAAGUGCUGGGAUUACAGAUGUGAGCCACCGCACCUGGCCAAAUGUUUGAUUGAAUGAAGGAACAAGUGAAAGAACAUUUAUAUGACAGAAGACCAGGCCUUUGUUACUGCUCCUAGGAUGCAUCUCCCCUUAGCUUUGACCUUUUAGGGAACUGAAGUGACAUGGAAAAGAUUAAGCCUGGUCUGUGCCACAGAACUUAAGGGAUUUUACUGAAGACACUGGUUCCUCCAUCGUCAUGGGAAAAUGCCAUAUGUCAUAUAAUUCUAACAGUAAUACUAAUACCUAUUGAGCACUUACCGGGUUUGAAUGAGCUCAUUUAAUCUUCACAAAUAUAUGGGGUAGAUACUAAUAUUAUUCACAAUUUACAGGUUGGAAAACUGAGGCUCAGAGAAGUUAAGCCUAGUUUAGAGGAGAACAUCUCAAUGUUAUAUUGCUUUCUCCAGUCUUCUCCCUAUUCUGUUUCUUCCCCAGUCACUGCAUCCCAUGCUUCAACAAGUACAAAGGUGUCGCCACAGUGAUGGCAGUGGAGGACAGCACGCUGCAAGUGGUGGUACGGGUGCGGCCCCCCACCCCUCGGGAGCUGGACAGUCAGCGGCGGCCAGUGGUUCAGGUGGUGGACGAGCGGGUGCUGGUGUUUAACCCUGAGGAGCCCGAUGGAGGGUUCCCUGGCCUGAAAUGGGGUGGCACCCAUGAUGGCCCCAAGAAGAAGGGCAAAGACCUGACGUUUGUCUUUGACCGGGUCUUUGGCGAGGCGGCCACCCAACAGGAUGUGUUCCAGCACACCACGCACAGCGUCCUGGACAGCUUCCUCCAGGGCUACAACUGCUCAGUGUUUGCCUACGGGGCCACCGGGGCUGGGAAGACACACACCAUGCUGGGAAGGGAGGGGGACCCCGGCAUCAUGUACCUGACCACCGUGGAACUGUACAGGCGCCUGGAGGCCCGCCAGCAGGAGAAGCGCUUCGAGGUGCUCAUCAGCUACCAGGAGGUGUAUAAUGAACAGAUCCAUGACCUCCUGGAGCCCAAGGGGCCCCUUGCCAUCCGUGAGGACCCCGACAAGGGGGUGGUGGUGCAAGGACUUUCUUUCCACCAGCCAGCCUCAGCUGAGGAGCUGCUGGAGAUACUGACCAGGGGGAACCGUAACCGCACGCAGCACCCCACUGAUGCCAACGCGACUUCCUCCCGCUCCCAUGCCAUCUUCCAGAUCUUUGUGAAGCAGCAGGACCGGGUUCCAGGACUGACCCAGGCUGUCCAGGUGGCCAAGAUGAGCCUGAUUGACCUGGCUGGCUCAGAGCGGGCAUCCAGCACCCAUGCGAAGGGGGAGCGGCUGCGGGAGGGGGCCAACAUCAACCGCUCUCUGCUGGCGCUCAUCAACGUCCUCAAUGCCUUGGCCGAUGCAAAGGGCCGCAAGACCCAUGUGCCCUACCGGGACAGCAAACUGACCCGCCUGCUCAAAGACUCCCUCGGGGGCAACUGCCGCACAGUGAUGAUCGCUGCCAUCAGCCCCUCCAGCCUGACAUAUGAGGACACGUACAACACCCUCAAAUAUGCCGACCGGGCCAAGGAGAUCAGGCUCUCGCUGAAGAGCAAUGUGACCAACCUGGACUGUCACAUCAGCCAGUAUGCUACCAUCUGCCAACAGCUCCAGGCUGAGGUAGCCGCUCUGAGGAAGAAGCUCCAAGUGUAUGAGGGGGGAGGCCAGCCCCCACCACAGGACCUCCCAGGAUCUCCCAAGUCGGGACCACCACCACAACACCUUCCCAGCUCCCCCUUGCCACCCCACCCUCCCAGCCAGCCCUGCACCCCAGAGCUCCCUGCAGGGCCUAGAGCCCUUCAAGAGGAGAGUCUGGGGACGGAGGCCCAGGUGGAGAGGGCCAUGGAAGGGAACUCUUCAGACCAGGAGCAGUCCCCAGAGGAUGAGGAUGAAGGCCCAGCUGAGGAGGUUCCAACCCAGACGCCAGAGCAGAACCCCACACAUGCACUGCCAGAGUCCCCUGGCCUGACCCUGCAGCCCAAGCCAGUCGUGGGCCACUUCUCAGCACGGGAACUGGAUGGGGACCGUUCUAAGCAGUUGGCCCUAAAGGUGCUGUGCCUUGCCCAGCGGCAGUACUCCCUGCUCCAAGCAGCCAACCUCCUGACGCCCGACAUGAUCACAGAGUUUGAGACCCUACAGCAGCUGAUGCAAGAGGAAAAAAUUGAGCCUGGGGCAGAGGCCUUGAGGACUUCAGGCCUGGCCAGGGGGGCACCUCUGGCUCAGGAGCUGUGUUCAGAGUCAAAGCCUCCAGGAUACACUGGCCCUGUGACCCGGACUAUGGCGAGGCGACUGAGUGGCCCCCUGCACACCCUGGGAAUCCCGCCUGGACCCAACUGCACCCCAGCCCAGGGGUCCCGAUGGCCCAUGGAGAAGAGGAGGAGACCAAGCGCCUUGGAGCCAGACAGUCCCACAGCCCCAAAGCGGGGCACCAAGCGCCAGCGCCAGUCCUUCCUGCCCUGCCUGAGGAGAGGGUCUCUGCCUGACACCCAGCCUUCACAGGGGCCCAGCACCCCCAAAGGAGAAAGGGCCUCCUCCCCCUGCCAUUCCCCUCGCUUUUGCCCAGCCACAGUCAUCAAAAGCCGGGUGCCCCUGGGCCCUUCCGCCAUGCAGAACUGCUCCACCCCGCUGGCCCUGCCCACUCGAGACCUCAAUGCCACCUUUGAUCUCUCUGAGGAGCCUCCCUCAAAGCCCAGUUUCCAUGAAUGCAUUGGCUGGGACAAAAUACCCCAGGAGCUGAGCAGGCUGGACCAGCCCUUCAUCCCCAGGGCACCCGUGCCCCUGUUCACCAUGAAGGGCCCCAAGCCAACAUCUUCCCUCCCUGGGACCUCUGCCUGCAAGAAGAAGCGCGUUGCGAGUUCCUCAGUCUCCCGUGGCCGCAGCCGCAUCGCCCGCCUCCCCAGCAGCACUUUGAAGAGGCCAGCUGGGCCCCUUGUACUCCCAGGUGACUGGCACUAGGGACAGGGAUAGCCUGGGCCAUGGAGGCCGAUGAAGACAAGAAGGAGGAGGGGAUGGGGAGCUGAGACCCAGAAGAAAGGAGGGCCUAGGGUAUUGCCAAGCAUCUCAGGGAUGCUGCUGAUGAGACAGGUGGGAGGUGGGCUGGAGGACGGGGACAGAGCGUCACUUUCCUUCCUCGCUGCACUCCCCGCCACCUAUCCAACUGGCCUGCAGAGCUGCCCUUGAGUCCCCUGUGCCCUAGCAACUGGAGGAAUGGAAAGGACCUCAUCAGGGUGGGGAGAGCGCUCUCAGCAGGGAACGGCGUCACCAAGGUGUCCUGACCGCCAGAAUGUCCUGACCACCAAGGUGUCCUAACCUACCGGCCCCUCUGCUGGAUACCCCUCUUGGACCUGUAGCCACCUGCACCAGGAGCUGGACCUGCCUUCCUUACCUGGGAGCAAUUAGUGCCAACACACCUUUGCUGUAUUAACAUCCCUCCCCAGACAUCCAUCCUGCUACUCACCCUCUGUUAAUCUCCUGUUACACUCAGCUUCUUGGCAUGUACAUAUUCAUUUGUGAGUGUUAAUGUGCUGCUGUUUUUUGUUUUUUGGUGGUUUUUGUUUUUUGUUUUUUUUGUUUUGAGAUGGAGUCUUACUCUGUCGCCCAGGUUGGAGUGCAGUGGUACGAUCUCAGCUCACUGCAACCUCCGCCUCCUGGGUUCAAGUAAUUCUCCUGCCUCAGCUUUCCAAGUAGCUGGGAUUACAGGCACCCAUCACCACACCCAGCUAAUUUUCGUCUUUUUAAUAGAGAGGGGGUUUUUCCAUGUUGGCCAGGCUGGUCUUGAACUCCUGACCUCAGGUGAUCCGCCUGCCUCAGCUUCCCAAAGUGCUGAGAUUACAGGCAUGAGCUACCACGCCUGGCCCGUGUUGCUGUUUUAAAGGUGCUGCCAUGUUCCCCCAUCUUUUUUUUUUUUUGAGACGGAGUCUCGCUCUGUCGCCCAGGCUGGAGUGCAGUGGUGGCGAUCUUGGCUCACUGCAAGCUCCGCCUCCCAGGUUCACUCCAUUCUCCUGCCUCAGCCUCCCAAGUAGCUGGGACUACAGGCACCCACCACCACGCCCAGCUAAUUUUUUGUAUUUUUAGUAGAGAUGGGGUUUCACCGUGUUAGCCAGGCUGGUCUCGAUCUGACCUCAUGAUCCACCCGCCUCGGCCUCCCGAAGUGCUGGGAUUACAGGCGUGAGCCACCACGCCCGGCCUCCCCUCUCAUUUAUGAUGCCCUCUGUGCAGGCAGACGGCUCUUGGGCUCUUUUCCCCACCUGUCUCUAACACAGGCCCCACGGUGAUGGCCACAGGCAGUAGAGGAGGAAUGAGGAUGGGUUGGGGAGUGGGGAGUCGCGGCUUGGCUCUUCCUGGUUUCUGAGAGGGACAUCUUCAUCCCUACUCCCCUUGGUCCCCAACCACAGUCCUGGUGAAGAUGUGGAUGAUAAUGGUGCCUUGAUUUCCAAAUGAAGACAGCUUUAUUGCUUAACUCUAUUGUACAUAGGAUACACGUUCAGUGUAAAAAAGUGUAAAGAAAGGGGAAUUCAGCCUUAAUGCUGCACCUAGAUAUAAAUGCUAAUGAUACUUGGGUUUAUAGCCUUCUGAUCCUUUAUUUCUGCAUAUAUAUAUAGAUAUAUACAUAUAUUUUUGGUAUAACAAUAAACCGUCUCCAUCCUU